AUGCUUGCCGCAUCCUCCAACUUCAACCUUCAAGCAUCCGCUCUCCAGUCCUCCUCAUCUUCCGAUAUCACAGCAUCUGCAACUCUUGUCGCUAAUGCACCCGCCGCCAAGGACGCCCAGAGUGUCUAUCUCCUGUUCGAUAACGAUGUCGAUUCCAAGACCCCCAAGACCCCAAUCAUCCUCCUCUCCAAGCUUAAGAAAUACAAGGAUAGCCAGGCGUCGUGCUCUGCCAUGGGCGAGUCGCUCCAAUCGCUACUGGAUCUACAACGGAUCUGGAAACAGCACCUCCUAGUGGCCGGCGUGAAUAUCGACAAGUCCAAACAUACCAAGGUCAAGACUCCCAAUGCGGGAACCUGGCAAGGCUACCGUGAUCAGAACCAAUUCCACUUCCUCGGAAUCCCAUAUGCAGAACCGCCACUGGGCAACCUGUGGUUCCAGAAACCUAUGCGCUUCAACCCCAAAAAAUACGGUGGCAACAACAGGGUCAAUGAUGCAACCGAGUUUGGACACGCCUGUAUGCAGUUACCGUUCACUGGCGAGAAUUUUACGCCCGAGCAAGAAGUGUCGCUUUUAGGGGCUUGGCAGUCGGAGGAUUGUUUGUAUUUGAAUGUGUUUACGCCAGCGUUGAAGGUCAAGAGGGCGAAGGGGUUGCCGGUGAUGGUGUAUGUUCAUGGAGGCAAUUUUACGUCAUUGGCUGGGUCGUCGCUUAUUUUUGAGCCGGAGAAUGUUGUCUCCCGAGGAGGUGUUGUUGUUGUCACUUUCAAUCCACGCUCCAAGGCUCCAGGAUACUUAGCCACCAGGGACUAUAUUGCUACCCUACGAUGGGUCUACGACAAUAUUGUUGCUUUCGGUGGUGAUCCCAGCCAGGCCCCCUCUGCCUUUGGGCUUUACAAGAACGUUAUCUCUCAGUCGGAUCUCAUUGGCAUAGCCCCAAACGUUCAUCAAAAGCCCGAAAACCAAUGGGUCCUCCCCGCGGCCGUCUACCGCCCCACAAUCGACAAGUCCCUCAUACCUACUGAUUUUACAGAUCUCCUCAAGUCUGGUAAGUACAGCAAGAAGGCGAAUGUCUUGUGGGGGUUUACCAAGGACGAGGGCAACUCGUUUAUUUCCACGACCCUCCCGACUCAGUACCUCUCGCCCUAUACUCGGACCCGGCAUUCGGCGUUCCCCCAUCGCCUCUCUGCCAGGGAUAAGUAUGUCACGCUGACGAUCUCACGCUAUCAUUUGGCUCUGGAGACGUCGUACCCGGCGUCGAGCAGACAGGCGACCAUGCCCGCUUCGCCCGGCAAGUCAAACCCAACCCUCCCAAGAACUCUCCUAACUUUGACGCGGCAGCUCAGAACCCAGAUCUCACACGAGUCCAAUGGCCCAAAUACGACCAGUCGAACCCAGUCUAUUCGUUACGAUGCUGGAUGGUGCGAAUGGCUGAGCGAGAACACUAAAUUUGAUUAUCAAGUCAAUGGACCCGGCGGCAGGUUUGUCCCUAUCUUCCCGCCCGUCGCCAUACCCCCUACCUUGUCCACCAAGACGUCCUCGUCUACUCGCACAAAGACAAGGUAUGGAACCACGACCAUCCAGACUCCAAGUUCAGUUUCACUCCAUGUCCGAUCGUCAGACGACAGCCAACAUUUGACUACCCAGUCGCACAUCACCGCCGUGACCAUCCCUUCUCCCACUGGCUCUGAAUCCGCAGCCGUCUCCGUCUCCGCCUCGUCCUCGGGAGUAGCCUCAGAGUCAGUCUCAGGCACGCCCUCUGGCUCGGCGUCUCUGACUACCAUCACGGUCGUCCCAACCACAACUGAUGCAAUUAUCGUGCCACCCACGACCAGUGCCCCUCCCCCUCCUCCCACAACAACAGUUGUUCUUGGAACAACAGUGACCGCUGCAACAACGACGAGGACUACGGUGGGCGCACCAGUCGAUUCAACCGCUCCUUGA
Messenger RNA from Linnemannia hyalina, 1938 nucleotides. NCBI's taxonomy places the organism in Eukaryota, Fungi, Mortierellomycota, Mortierellomycetes, Mortierellales, Mortierellaceae. The record is from the annotation of a GenBank genome assembly.